Candidozyma auris is the source of this 984-nucleotide messenger RNA. It is a transcript of the gene RIM9, whose product is annotated as Rim9p. Gene Ontology annotation, cellular component: plasma membrane; growing cell tip; cell division site. NCBI's taxonomy places the organism in Eukaryota, Fungi, Ascomycota, Pichiomycetes, Serinales, Metschnikowiaceae. The record is from RefSeq and is a predicted model, not a curated record. The transcript has a single exon. The coding region runs from base 1 to 984 and encodes 327 amino acids.
AUGCACACAGGUGUCGUCUUUAUAGGAUGCCUUUGCUUGGUGUGCUUCGCCAUACAACUCCUACCGGUGAUCUCAGUGCCUUUAACUGGAGCUUCUAUCAACUACAAUUUGCAUUUCUCUCUGUACAACAACAUCACAUUUGGAGUGUUUGGUGUUUGUGAUAUUGUCGAGAAUAAGUGCUCUAAAGUGGCCAUAGGGUACCCAAAGAAUACAUAUGAUGAUGCCUACCAGGACUUCAACCAAGAACCGUACGAUGAAGAUUUCUUUUCACCUGUUUCACUUCCGUCAGGCGCCACUCAUCUGAUAUCGAAAUUAUUGGUAGUUCAUAUUGUUGCGUUUAUUCUAACUGGCAUAUUGACUUUGGAGUGUAUUUUCGUGAUGUUGAUCACGCAUGUCGAUAAGAAGUACCCAGGGGCUCCAGUUUGGGUAUUAUUUCAAAGAACAAAAAGCAAAUAUAAAGUAGAUGGCGAAUCAGCUGACGGUGCCAAAAGACAGAGGCCAAAGAGAAACUUGUUGGGCCAUUUUUCGUGGAUGCUCUUGCUCAGCGCACUAUCGUUUUUGCUGACGCUUUUGGCAUUUCUUGCGGACAUUAUCUUGUUCAUUCCACGGCUCAGCUUCCUUGGAUGGAUUCAGUUGCUACCUAUAGCGCUUAUGGCGCUCAUAGCUUCGCUCCUUUGUUUCUUGAAGCGGUCCAUACUGUCGAGAAGGCACCUAGACGAGGAGUACAAAGGUAAGAAUGAUGAUAUGCGCAACAACGGCGUAAUGCCACGCUGGAUCGACGAUUCUGCGUCAGACGAUGGAUUUUACGUAUUUACCAAUGGCUUCUAUAGUUCGGGACAGGGGCCAGACGACGAGGUGGACGCUAGAAGAUCUAGCUCAUUACGACAGACUAACACCAAUCACUCUUUACGAAAUUUCAACACAAACAAUUCAAUAGACUCGCACGAUGUGGGCGAGCUGAUCGAGCUACGACGCAUGGAAUAA